UUCCAAUUCCCAACAACAUCGAUCAAUCAACGCAAAUGGUGUACCAACUCGUUAUUUGGGGUCUGAUCACUGCUCUCUUGGCCCUGAUCCUGAGAAUCUCCCUCCAAAUAUCCGCCGCCAGAAGCAACAGAAAACGCGCCGUCGCCUUCUUCCACCCCUACACCAACGACGGCGGCGGCGGAGAAAGAGUACUCUGGUGCGCCGUUAAAGCCAUCCAGGACGAAAACCCCUCCCUCGACUGCCUCAUCUACACCGGCGACCACGACGCCUCUCCUCACUCCUUGACCGCCCGUGCCGUCGACCGCUUCGGCGUCAAACUCGUUCACCAACCCAAGGUGGUGCAUUUGAGUAAGAGGAAAUGGGUCGAGGAGGCCACCUACCCCCGGCUGACCAUGAUCGGGCAGAGCCUCGGCUCUGUCUACCUCUCAUGGGAGGCGUUGACGAAGUUCACUCCUACUUUUUACUUCGACACCGCUGGCUAUGCCUUCACGUACCCAAUUGCCCGGCUGUUUGGUUGCAGGGUUAUCUGCUACACCCAUUACCCCACAAUCAGCUGCGACAUGCUUUCCCGGGUCAGCCGGCGGAGCUCCAUGUACAACAAUGACGAAUUCAUUGCUCGGAGCAAUUGGCUGUCCAGCUGCAAAGUCGUAUACUACAAUAUAUUUAGCCGGAUGUAUGGGAUUGUAGGCUCUUGUGCUCAUCUUGUUAUGGUUAAUUCGUCCUGGACUCAGUCCCAUAUCGAAAAGCUCUGGAACAUUCCCACACGGACUAAGCGGGUCUACCCUCCUUGUGAUACUUCUGGACUACAGGCGCUUCCGUUGGAAAGGCCAGCUGAACCGGCAAAAAUUAUAUCUGUUGCUCAGUUUCGGCCAGAGAAGGCACAUGGUCUCCAACUUGAGGCCUUUGCAGUUGCCAUAGGAAAAUUAGAUGCACACUUGCCCAGACCGAAGCUUCAGUUUGUGGGUAGCUGUCGGAAUAAGGCAGAUGAGGAAAGAUUGCAACAUUUGAAAGAUAAAGCAAUUGAACUGAAGGUUGACGGCGACGUGGAAUUUCAUAAAAAUGUAUUAUACAGGGACUUGGUGCAACUUCUGGGAGGGGCCAUCGCAGGAAUCCAUUCAAUGACGGAUGAACACUUUGGAAUAAGUGUUGUGGAGUAUAUGGCUGCAGGAGCCAUCCCAAUUGCACAUAACUCUGCCGGCCCGAAAAUGGACAUUGUUUUAGCAGAAGAUGGAUUGCAAACAGGAUUUCUUGCCCGCACUGUGGACGAAUAUGCAGAUGCCAUCCUCAACGUCAUAAAGAUGCCAGAAAGCGAGAGGCUGAAGAUGGCUUCAGCUGCGAGGAAGCGGGCUGGCAGAUAUUCGGAGCAAAGAUUCUACGAAGAUUUCAAAGCUGCAAUCUCCCCAGUGCUCACCCAUUCUUCUAGUUAAUGGACUAAACAUCAAUCACAGGAUACUCGUAACUUAACAGAGAAGAGCCCUUUGCAUCGGACUUUAGUUGUACUGCAUUUUUCGUUGCCCCGAGCCUUACCGGUAACUGAAAAAGUCCGAUUAAGCCACUGUAACUCUAACCGUUUGAUGGUGUCUUCUUUCAAAUCAUAUACCGGUAUUCAACAUCCACAUUUACCCUUUCCGUAACGCCCUUCAUUUUCGGGUUCUUUGUUGAGAAUGAGUUUAGUUGCUUCAAGUUCGGAUUGGAUAUUUUGAAUGAGGAUCCUCUCCAGGUCCUCUUCAUGAUAAUUCUUAAAUCGUGUCCGUUCAUUGUACAUCGUGCAGUCAAAAAUCAUUUUAAAUAUUUUUAUUUAAAAUUAAAUACAAAUUGUAUUUGAUGAAAAUUGAUUGCACGAUAUACGAUGAACGGUCACGAUUUGAGGAUUCUCAAGAUCCUCAUUAUCGGUCACGACUUGAGGAUUCCAGGAUCCUCCUGGGGAUAUUUUUACAUAAUACCGAUCAUGGUAGAUUGGAUAAAAUUGAAAGAUACAAAAUCUAACCGAAACUUGUUAUGGUAUAAUUCAAUAAACGACAUGCCGUUGGGAUGUAGAAAACCAAAAGUAAGAAAGACGUGCCAGGCACGCGCUCGGACAUGCUGUGGUGGCAUCAAAUUCUCAUCCCCUUUCCUUUGGAUUACAGACCAUCCACUCCAUUGCUUGCACCACAACGCAGACGAUACACAGUAAACUCUUUGCUCUCUCUCUCUCUCUCUCUCUCUCUCUAUAAAUGGUUGGGCCGUAGACGACCAUAAAAAUGGCUGUUUCAUUCAACUCGGUGCUGGGCUUCAACUCCACGUUACAGGCCAAGUACCAGAAUGUGUCGAAAGGUUCUGUUGGAGCUUCUAUACCAGCGGCCACCACCCAAUUCACAUCCUUCUUUGGAACAUUUGGACAAAGGAGGCGUAUAAGUGAAAAACGAUGGGGCUUAUGUCUUUCAGUUGCGGAUGGCAAUCAGCUCACCACAGACCCCGGUGACAAGGCUUCCGAAACUACUCCAAGUUCUCCCGAUGGUCGAUUACCAGCUGUUGAUUCAACGUCUUCGGCUCAGUUCCGAACGAGUGUCCUUGAUCAGUCCGGGCCUCCAAGCUCUGAGCCUCCCAAUGGCUUGUUGGAUUCCUCAAAUCCAAAGGAGGCAUCUCAGUCACCUGACGUGCAACCCAAGUCAAAAAGAUCGCCCCUAACAGCAAGGGAGAGACUGAGGGCAGCCAAGGUUCUCAGUCGUUACACGGACUCAAAGCCGUCUAAGAAAUCAGCUAGGGGCAAGAAUGUAUUGGAUGCUCUCAGAGACAGCGAACGCGGAAAGAAAAGAUCCGGACUUCCAGAGGCCCCUACAAACAUUUUUGACGACAGCAAGCGAGGGAUGCCAAAGCAGGGCCUCACUUGGGAAUUUCCGGGGGGUAAUGAUUUGUUUCUAAUUCUCUUUUCGUUUGUAUUUAUCAGCACGGUGAUGUUCGCUACAACGUACGUAGUUUGGAAACUUGGUGCCAUACAUUUCAAUGAAAAUUGAGACGGACUGCGGUUGGCAUCCCCGAGUUUUGCACCAGCCACCUUGAUGCUUCUGUGUACCAAAGUUCUCAUCUUCCACAGGACUAGGGUUUGAAAACCAUUGUAGGCAAGAUAUACAUGUCAACGUACAAAGAUUUGCAGGGUCAAUAUUUGUAUCACUAUUAUUCAACAUUUACUGCAACUACACUGUUGUAGCUUCAUUGGAAAGAAACAUAUGGUAAAGGCUAUUCAAUUCCUUGAA
Messenger RNA from Pyrus x bretschneideri (Chinese white pear), 3233 nucleotides. RefSeq names its product GDP-Man:Man(3)GlcNAc(2)-PP-Dol alpha-1,2-mannosyltransferase. Lineage: Eukaryota; Viridiplantae; Streptophyta; Magnoliopsida; Rosales; Rosaceae. Gene Ontology annotation, molecular function: GDP-Man:Man(3)GlcNAc(2)-PP-Dol alpha-1,2-mannosyltransferase activity. The record is from RefSeq and is a predicted model, not a curated record. The transcript has 8 exons. Gene Ontology annotation, cellular component: endoplasmic reticulum membrane. Gene Ontology annotation, biological process: protein N-linked glycosylation. Bases 36 to 1427 code for a protein of 463 amino acids.